CAAGCAUCCGGACCCUUAAAGCGAGCGCCAGACGCGGCUUCGCACCCUGCGACCGCGACGCGCGCUCGCGCGCGCCAGACGCGCCAGACGCGGCGAAGCGCCAUGGGUCCCAGUGCCAUGGCUUUGGCGCUCUCGCUGGCGACCUUGGCACAGGCAGAGACGGAGUUCGUGGUGGGCAAGGUGCGGGUGCAGGCCUUGUCCCCGCGCCUGCUGCGGAUCGAGCCGCAGGGCCCGCGGGGCUUCGAAGAUCGCAGCACCUUCACCGUGCAGAGCCGCGAGUUCCAGGGGGUGGCAAUGAACAAGACCAGCAGCGGGCAAGGCGUUUGGCUGAACAGCAGCUUCUAUAGCGUGCUGGUGGACUCCAAGGUCCGCGUCUUCACGCCGCAGGGCCAGAUCUUCGACUCCGCCAGCGAGGCGGGCAACCUUUUGCACUGGCCGUCGCCUUUGAAGGCGACCAGUUACGCGCUGAUGGACUACCCCCGGUUCUUUGUGCCGGACUGGGGCACUGUGCCCAUUCCGGAAGGAGCAAAGGUGGAUCCGGACUUGCUGGCCACCAACGGCUAUGACUUCAGGAACAACAUCAGGGGAGACACCUACAUCUUCCUUUUGGGUCAGGACUUGAGCGCUUGGUCCUCUGCCCGAGUGGAAUUCCUGAAGCUCACAGGGCCCUGCCCCCUGCUGCCGGACUUCGCCUAUGGGACCUGGUUCACCUACUGGCACAGCUACACCGAAGCCGAGGCCAAGGAUGACAUCGAGCAUUGGGAGCGCUUGAAGCUCCCCAUCGACGUUUGGGCAUUGGACAUGAACUGGCGCAACACCUCAGACAAUCAGGACUGGUACUAUGACCAUCCGAACACCGCUCUCUUUCCCAACUUCACGGAGUGGUUCGAGUACCUCCGUGCCAGGAGGCUGCGGACCUACUUCAACGACCACCCCUACCCAGUGGCCAGCCGCAACGCGGGGGGUUUGCAGACCUCCCCCGAGGAGACCAAGUUCCGAUGGCAGGGGCUCAGCGAGUGGAUGGCCAAGGGCAUGACCUACUGGUGGUUUGACCACAACUGGAAGUUUUCCAUCCCGCCGCCCUUCGUGAACCAGUCCACGACGGAUGGCGUGUGGCAGGGUCUGGACAAUGCCGCCUGGGGCUCCCACAUUUAUUACAGCGCGGUGGAGUACUACGACCGCCACGUCAGGGACAAGGCCGGGGACACCUUCUACGGCCGGCCGAUGACUUUGACCAAGUUCGGAAAGCCGGACUGGAAGCCCGGCAUGGAUCCCCAGGAGGCUGCAGAGCACCCCGCGCAGCACCGCUUCCCCGUGUGGUGGACGGGCGACGGGGUGGACCUCCAGGCGUCCACGGAGUCCAUGGUGGACGCAGGCCUGCACGGGUUGAAACCCUUCGUGCACUCGGACUGCGGGGGCGACGGUCGCCAGAGCGCCGGGGAUUUGAUGCGCUGGACGGCCCACUGCGUCUUCGGCUCCAUCCUGCGGUUCCAUGGCGCGGACCACCGGCCCUGGAGCUAUGACAACCACACGCUCCAGGUGAUCUCCUCCUACUUGGGCAUGAGGUACAAGAUGCUGCCCAUGCUGCUCUCCGCUGGUCAGAAGGCCACCAAGACGGGAUUUCCCUUGGUGGCGCGCGGGGAUUUCUUCUGGCCCGAGCACCCUGAGAGUGCCUCCAACCAGCAGUACGUCUUCUUGGAGGACAUCCUCGUGGCACCGAUCUGGAACAGCGGCAGCAACAUCACCAGCCGCCAGGUGUGGAUCCCCCCUGGGCAUUGGAAGGACAGCUGGGACGGCAGCAUCACUGAGGGGCCCAAGACCGUCACGGCCACUCAGCCCUGGGAGCGUCAGCCCAUGUGGAUCCGCCCGGGCGCCAUGCUGGUCCUCACCGACGAGGUGCCAAAGCGGGUGGAGGACGUGGAUUGGUCUCGCCUGACUUUGGAGGUCUACCCCGCUGAGACCCGCAGGCAAAAGGUCUUGCACGAGCCCAACGGGGAAGAGACACAAUUGCAGAUGCAGCUGGAGAACGGCCACUUCCACCUGUCCAUUGAGUCCAAGGUGGCCAGGCGCUGGCGUUUGCGCGUGCAUUUGCAGCCGGGACAGAAGAUGUCGCAGAUCUUCCUGGGUGGCCGAGCGGUACCUGCGAAAUCGAGCGCUGGCAGCUCGUUGUUGUCGGCGCCUGGCACUGUGGUGGAGCUGGAACUGCAAGGAUCGACGCAGCAUUUGAAGGCGGUGAUCAGCAGCGAGGAGACUCUGAUCGGCCUGGUCAUUUAGAGAUUGGUGUUUGCCCACACUUUAGACGUGUCUCAAGCUGUG
This is a messenger RNA of Effrenium voratum, 2316 nucleotides long. Lineage: Eukaryota; Dinophyceae; Suessiales; Symbiodiniaceae. The record is from the annotation of a GenBank genome assembly.